Neodiprion virginianus is the source of this 2144-nucleotide messenger RNA. RefSeq names its product zinc transporter ZIP10 (gene Zip71B). Gene Ontology annotation, molecular function: zinc ion transmembrane transporter activity. The transcript has 8 exons. Lineage: Eukaryota; Metazoa; Arthropoda; Insecta; Hymenoptera; Diprionidae. Gene Ontology annotation, cellular component: membrane. The record is from RefSeq and is a predicted model, not a curated record. Bases 205 to 1818 code for a protein of 537 amino acids. Gene Ontology annotation, biological process: intracellular zinc ion homeostasis; zinc ion import across plasma membrane.
GGUCAUUACGCAUCCGUAUACCUGUGUGCGCAUACCACGAUGCGGCUUAAUAUAAGCUUGAACGGGAAGGGUUUUUAUACCAUUCAAUCAAGUAGUGCCGAUCCGACGUUUUGUAUAAUUUGCACCACUGAAGUGAAAAAGAUAUAAAUCGGACGUCGCCACGAGAGGUUCUUUGACAAUUAUUCACACACAUAGAUAAUUACGAUGGCGAAACGGUACGAAUUUUGUGGUUGUUGGUUCGUUGUUAUGAGUUUCGCGGUCUGCUACACGUGCGGCUCCGGAGACAAGAUUAUCCCCAAUCAGGCACACCGUGAUCACCGAUUCUUCCUUCAGCAAAUUUUUGACAAAUACGGAGACAAGGGCAUCAUCACUUUUGAGGGCUUUGAACAUCUGCUGGAGAACCUUGGACUCGGGCGGUUGUCAUUUGAAAAGAACCACAACGUCUCGGCGCACCGCAUAAACGGCUCUUUCCAAGAAAUGCACGAUGCCCUCCAACUCCACGACCAUCGCCACGGCGCCCAAGAGUUUUCCGAGUUUUACGCGGACGAUGAUGCAAGUUACCAGGAUAACGGACACUUUGUCAAAGCCGACGAAGUCUUCGCCAAGGCUGACGAUUUCUCGACAUCCGAAAGAAACUUCGGACAAUCCACGACAAAGUUCGCAAAGAGGAAUUUAGCUGAAGAAAUAUCCGGAGAACAAGUCGAGCAGUAUGAGGACAGCCUGUGUCUCUCGCCUCAAGCCCUGCUCCAAACUUUUGGUCUGAGACCAAAUCAUUCCGUUGCGAUUAAACCGCCGCGCUUUUUGCACCUCUGUCCGGCGAUCGUUUACCAGCUCGAUCGCAGGGCUUGCGAUGUCAGAGUCAAUUCGACGUUGAGCAUCAAAGUAGGAUUUAGUAAAAGGGUGUCGCAGACCGAGGCCUGGAUUCACGCGACUUUGGCCACUGGGGUGAUCAGCUCCGUGGGACUUUUGGCCGUUACCAUGGUGAAACUGACUCGGCGUCCGUCGUUCCUUCACUUCCUGGUUGCCCUGGCUGUCGGCACGCUCAGCGGGGACGCCCUGCUGCAUCUUCUGCCGCAUGCUCUGCUUUCAGAGGAUAUGGAUCACGAGACCGCUGCGCUCAGAUGUAGCGCAACUUUCUUAGCCGUUGUACUUUUUUAUGCACUGGAAGCCACUCUCUUCCUCGUUAGGUCUCCUAAGCUUCGGAAGAAGGAGGCUCCCGGCAACGAACACGACGUCUCCUUUGAGCUAGGAGCCUCGUCGGCUGCGAAUAAAAGUGUGGAGGAGGCUGGCUCGAUGCUGACGCAGCACGGCCACUCCCACGGUCUCCCAGAGGGAAAAUCGUCCUCUCUGGUCCUCCUCAUUCUCGUCGGCGACGGCCUCCAUAACAUGGCAGACGGCCUCGCAAUCGGUGCCUCCUUCGCCAGCGACCCGGUCGCUGGGCUGGCGACAACAAUCGCUGUCUUUUGCCAUGAACUGCCCCACGAACUCGGUGACUUCGCGGUCCUGAUAAACACCGGAAUGAGCGUGAGACGGGCUCUGAUGUAUAACCUUCUCUCUUCAGCACUCAGCUUCGUCGGCGCCGCGGUCGGUGUGUGCCUCGGCGAAAUUGGGAACGCCAGCCAUUGGAUAUACGCUGUGACCGCUGGCAGCUUCAUGUACAUCGCUUUGGCCAAUUUGGUACCAGAAAUGAUGUCGUUUGUGAAAACCGACGCGAAGGCACAAGGAAUUCUUAUCCAGCUUUCGGGAAUCGCUCUCGGAGGCAUGUUGAUGUUGCUUAUCGCUCUACAUGAGGAAAAGCUUAUGGGUCUUCUUUCGUAAAACGAUUCUACUUCGUCAAUUGACAAUUAUUUUCGUUGGUAUGCGUUCGAAUAGGAUCACGAAAAUUAUGCUGAAUUAGCACCAGCAAAGUCGUCACACAGGAAAACAAAAUUACCCGUUAUGACUCAGGGUCGCAUAUUCCAUACCAAAUCAGAAACCGUAUAUAUACUCAACUAUACGUUCGACUCGUGCGUACUAAACUAAAUAUUAGAAUAUAAGCUGUAUGAUAUUUCAUUCGCUUAGGUUCAUCCGACACAAACAUGCAGUUGUCAGCACGAACAUCGUGUGGAUAUGGUGUAUCCGUGUAAAUAAAAUUCUAUUACGUA